CCAGAUGUUGAGGUGCACAAAGCUGUUGGAGACUCACUGGAAUUAAUCGCUGAUUAUCCAAAAAAAGAUCUUGAAGUGCAGUGGAAAUAUAAUCAGAUUGAAUUUGCUGAAUAUCAAAAUGAUAAUUUAAAAAAAGUGAAAUCUGAAUUAUUUAAUGACAGGUUAAAGAUGAAUAAGGACACUAUUAGUGUAACAGUGACAGACCUUAAACUGCAGGAUUCUGGAAGAUUCUCUAUUGUUGCAGUAAAAAAAUCUGAACAAUAUGACACAAAAGAAUUUGUACUUCAUGUUCAUGAGCUCAUCAGAGAGGUCAAGAUUGAGUACAAUUAUUUCUGGCUGCAAUCAAAAAACAUCUGCAGGUUUCAUCUCCGGUGUCUGGCGUCUGGAGAUCCGAAUCCCUCCUACAGCUGGAUCCGUCAUCAGACGCAAGGAUCACACCUGAAUAUCAGCCUCCGUUUAGCAGAGAAAGCUACACUCAACUGCACAGCCAGCAACACCGUCAGCGUCAAGUAUGCUACUGAGACUGUAGUGUGCACAGAGAAAUCUGACAAUUCAACUAUGGCAUCAGUAGGCGUCGGUAUCGUCGCAGUCAUUAUAUUGAGUGGAACAGUCGCUGUGUGCUGCAGGUGGAGGAAGAAUAAAGGACAAGGAGAAAGUGAAGCUGGUAUUACAGACUAUGAAGACGUGAACACUGCAAAGAAACGAUCUGAUAGUGUUGUAAACGGGAUGUCCAUUUAUGAAACGGUGGAUGACAUAAAACUCUCACAAAACUUGCCUCAAACCCUGUAUGACAAAAUCAACUAUCAGCGUCACCCUGCGGUCAGCGCCAGCAGUUCCUCCCCUUACCAGGAAGUCCUGUGAGCGUGAGACAGACAGACGGUUCAUGUAUUGUUUUGUCAUCUUAUCUCUGGAUUGAGUUAACCAGCCUCCCAUAUGUAUUGUUGGCUGCAUCGGUUGACCUUUGAACUCUUGCAUUAAAUGCACUGUGCAUUCAAUGUAUCACGUUGGAACACUUU
Molecule: messenger RNA, 1016 nt
Organism: Sinocyclocheilus grahami
Lineage: Eukaryota; Metazoa; Chordata; Actinopteri; Cypriniformes; Cyprinidae
Exons: 6
Coding region: 169-861 (230 amino acids)
Cellular component (GO): membrane; cell-cell junction
Source: RefSeq, a predicted model, not a curated record